AUGGCCUCACGUGUCUUUGUCUCUGGUCUCCCCCGGUCCCUCCCUCCCCUCCCUCCGGAGCCUGCCCCUACCUGCGUUCCCUGCGUCGAGGGGCGGCAGCGCGCCGCCCCUCACUCCUCCGAGUUUCCUCCGACAGAGGCUCCGCUGCAGACUCUUCACAUGGACGUGUGGGGCCCCGCCCGCGUCCGCGGGGAGUUUUCCUCUGCCCGUCUGGGAGCCUUCUGUCGUGCACAGGGCAUCCGCCAGACAUUCACGCUUCCGGCCUCUCCACAGCAAAAUGGGAUUGCAGAGCGCCGCAUUGGCAUGGUCAUGGAUGUCGCUCGUACGUCCAUGAUCCAUGCAGCUGCUCCCCAUUUUCUGUGGCCGUUUGCGGUUCAGUACGCAGCGCAUCAGCUCAACCUUCAGCCCCGGGUCUCCUUGCCAGAGACCUCCCCCACCUUGCGGUGGAUGGGGAAGGUUGGCGAUGCGUCUGCGUUUCGUGUCUGGGGAUCUCGGGCGUUUGUCCGCGACAUGUCUGGGGACAAGCUGUCCCCCCGUGCGGUUCCCUGCGUCUUCCUUGGCUUCCCCCUUGGCGCGCCUGGUUGGAAGUUUUACCACCCCACCUCGCGCCGUGUUCUGUCCUCCCAGGACGUCACGUUUGACGAGUCGGUUCCUUACUACCGUCUCUUCCCCUACCGCACUACGCCCCUCCCCCCGCCGCCGCUCUUCCUUGCGCCAGGUCCCCCCCCGGUAGACCCCCUCCCCCCUCAGGGUCCUGCUCCGUUGGGUGUGUCCCAGGUAGACGCAGUCGAGCCUGUCGAGGUAGCUGUUGACUCUGGUAGUGCUACGGGUGCUGGGCCUAGGGGUGCUGGGCCUUGGGGUUCUGGACCUAGGGGUGCGGAGCCUGGGGGUGCGGAGCCUGGGGGUAUGGAGCCUGAGGGUGCUGAGCUUGGGGGUGCGGAGCCUGGGGGUGCUGGGUCUACUCGUAUGGCCUCUGGCGGUGCUGGGUUUUGGGGCCCUUCGGGUGCUUUGUCGAGGCGGGAGCUACCCUCUCCACAGGAGCAGCGCGAAUGGUUUGCCCGGCGCUGGAGCCGUGCUGCUGGAGCUGGAGGUGCUACUGUUGCUGCUGACCCUGGGGUCGGCACUGGAGGUACUGGAGCCACUGGUCCUGGAGGUGCUCGUACUGGCGGUACUGUAGCUACUCGGACUGAGGGUGCUGCUGGGGCUGCUGGAGCUGGUCCUGCUGGAGGUGCUGCUGGUGCUGCUGAAGGUACUGGAGCUACAGGGCCUGGAGGUGCUCCUGGUGCUGGAGCUGCUGGCGGUGCUGGAGCUGGCGAACCUGCUGGAGUUGGUGCUGCUGGAGCUGCUAGAGCAGGAGUUGCUGGAGCUGCUGGAGCUAGAGCUGCUGGGGGUGUUGGCGCUGGAGGUGCUGCUGGCGCUGGUGCUUUUGAGGGUGCUGGAGUUGGCGCUGUUGGAGCUGGAGGUGCUGCUGGCGCUGGUGCUGCCGCUGGGGCGUCGUGA
Closterium sp. NIES-65 is the source of this 1500-nucleotide messenger RNA. The record is from the annotation of a GenBank genome assembly. Lineage: Eukaryota; Viridiplantae; Streptophyta; Zygnematophyceae; Desmidiales; Closteriaceae.